AGCCAAUAGGAAGCCGUCGGGCGGGGCUGAGCCGCCGGUGGAAGCGAGGGGCAGCGAUGGCGGCCCUGGCCGUGCUGGCGCUGCUGCUGCUGGCGGCCUGCGGCGGGCCGCGCGCGGCGGGGCAGAAGCGGAAGGAGAUGGUAUUAUCAGAAAAAGUGAACCAGCUGAUGGAGUGGGCGAGUAAAAGAUCUGUAAUCCGAAUGAACGGAGACAAGUUUCGACGCUUUGUGAAGGCACCACCCAGAAAUUACUCUGUGAUCGUGAUGUUCACCGCUCUUCAGCCUCACAGACAAUGCGUUGUGUGCAAGCAGGCUGAUGAGGAAUACCAGAUUCUGGCAAACUCCUGGCGAUAUUCCAGUGCAUUUACCAAUAAGAUUUUUUUUGCUAUGGUCGAUUUUGAUGAAGGCUCAGAUGUGUUUCAGAUGCUAAACAUGAAUUCUGCUCCAACCUUCAUUAAUUUUCCUGCUAAAGGGAAGCCUAAACGGGGUGACACGUAUGAACUUCAGGUGCGCGGCUUUGCAGCUGAGCAGCUUGCUCGUUGGGUGGCUGACAGGACUGAUGUCAAUAUUCGUGUGAUAAGGCCACCAAACUAUGCUGGACCAUUGAUGUUAGGACUGCUGCUGGCUGUCAUUGGAGGCCUUGUGUAUUUGCGUGGAAGCAAUCUGGAUUUUCUGUACAACAAAACUGGCUGGGCAUUUGCUGCUUUGUGUUUUGUAUUAGCAAUGACGUCAGGCCAGAUGUGGAACCACAUUAGAGGGCCACCCUAUGCUCAUAAGAAUCCCCAUACAGGACAAGUGAGCUAUAUCCAUGGAAGCAGCCAAGCCCAAUUUGUUGCAGAAACGCACAUUGUUCUUCUGUUCAAUGGUGGUGUUACUUUAGGAAUGGUUCUCCUCCAUGAAGCUGCUACUUCUGACCUGGAUGUGGGGAAAAGAAAAAUCAUGUGUAUAGCUGGUAUUGGCUUGGUGGUGUUGUUCUUCAGUUGGCUGCUCUCUGUCUUCAGAUCAAAAUACCACGGAUACCCGUACAGUUUCCUAAUGAGUUAAAGGAUUCCAGAAUGUAACAUCAGAAAGGCGGUGGCUCUGAAAUGGUGUGGGAUGGAACGGAAGAGCUCACUAUGAAUGGUUCACGCUACCUCUCUUUACACUGAAUGAGAUAGUUAAACACUGAACCAAAGACAACGUGUAGUGCCUUAAAUAAAACAAGCAAUGUGCUCUUAAGGACAGAGUAUUAAGAUGCAAUCUCUCUCAUAAGCUUUACAUCUUCUGAAACAACUUUGAAUCUAACGAAGUUCAGAACUUUGUGUUUAGAACUACUAUGUUUCCUUAGACUAACCAGAAACAGUACUUUAAAUUCAGUUGCAUAAUCUGUUUUCCAUGGUUUAGUUCCCCUCAGAUAUUUCUUAUUCACACGUAACAGGUGACAGUAGCUUUUCUGUCAUGCCUCUUCAUGGUUGAUGAAACCUCCUCACGUACCUGCAUAUCUCUUCCUUCUGUCUGUGUGUGACCCUCUGAGCAUACUUCAGAUUCCAGGAUGUGCGUGUCCUAGAGCUGGAUCUGAAUGUUGAGAAGAGCACUGAACUGCUGUGUGACUCAAGAGAUCGCUUCGCAGAUGAAGGAAGAAUUCUUCAUGUAGAAAUGACUCAUUAAAACUUAAAUUAACAUUUCACAGGGUGAUCUACUAAUCAGUUUUAUAGCUGAUAUUCAGGACUGGAAAAAAACCUAGGUGUAUUUAUUUGUCUUCCCCCACUAAAUUACAAAAAUGAUAAACUCUGCUGUUCUUGAUUUGAUUGAAGUCCCUACUUGUUAUGGAGCAACUUCUUUAAUUAUUAAUUAAAAACUUUCUUUGCCAAAUACUGAAACUACAUCAAUUAACUUGUAAGCACUGCCUUAGAGCUGAAAAAACAUUCACAUGGCAAUCCCCCCCCCCCCACCCCAAACAAACAAACAAAAAAAAAAAAAACACGAAAAGCUGAUUACAAAGUUAACUGAUUAUCUGUCACGUGAAUUACAGGUUGCUAACUGGCUUUAAAGUUACUGCUCAAACCACCUGGUGUCAGAUUUUGGUCACUAUUUAAGCUCUCACGUUCUGUUUUCUCCAAGUUUUGUUUCAGCCUUAUGUACUUGGGAGGACGUGGGAGUGGGCAGAGCUAUCGAAUUUCAGGAUAAAUAUUGUUACUCCAGGAAAGAUUUGUUAGCCUUACAGUUGAAUGGAUGUGCUUUUUGCGCUCUCAUCUCACAAAGGUGCUUUGUCUUGAGGAUUCUCGAAUAGAAGACCUUGUGCGUCAGCCCCCACUGUUGUGUAAUUCAGCAUCUGUACUACAGGAAAUCUGUGGCCUUCUUCAGUAAUAAUCCUUCUUGUAGACUAUGGUGGCCUUGGAGGUUUCUGGUCAGAGGAAAAUGUCUUCUGCUUCUGCCUCUCUCCAGUCUCAAGGGGUUGCAGGAUUUGGCCGCUUUAGAUUUAAGCUCAAAAAGGGCUAUAUUGUUCAAAGUAGAAUGUUUUUCUUAUGCAAUUUUGCUAACUUAACACAGAGCUCAAGUGCCUUAACUUUGCCAAUUUAGUUGUUUGACAUUUCAACUUGUUGGUGAGAUGCGUUUUUUGAUGCCAUACAGAAUGCAAAGUCCUAGUGGAAUGGAUAAAAUGUGUGCUUGGCUGGAUUUUGGACAACUUUUAAUAAAAUUUUUUAAAUCUAA
This is a messenger RNA of Oxyura jamaicensis (ruddy duck), 2690 nucleotides long. RefSeq names its product magnesium transporter 1 (gene MAGT1). NCBI's taxonomy places the organism in Eukaryota, Metazoa, Chordata, Aves, Anseriformes, Anatidae. The record is from RefSeq and is a predicted model, not a curated record. Gene Ontology annotation, cellular component: oligosaccharyltransferase complex. The coding region runs from base 57 to 1043 and encodes 328 amino acids. The transcript is spliced from 10 exons.